Odobenus rosmarus divergens (Pacific walrus) is the source of this 1309-nucleotide messenger RNA. RefSeq names its product transcription factor Dp-1 (gene TFDP1). NCBI's taxonomy places the organism in Eukaryota, Metazoa, Chordata, Mammalia, Carnivora, Odobenidae. The transcript is spliced from 11 exons. The record is from RefSeq and is a predicted model, not a curated record. Gene Ontology annotation, molecular function: RNA polymerase II transcription regulatory region sequence-specific DNA binding; DNA-binding transcription factor activity, RNA polymerase II-specific. Gene Ontology annotation, cellular component: nucleus; transcription regulator complex. Bases 68 to 1300 code for a protein of 410 amino acids. Gene Ontology annotation, biological process: regulation of transcription by RNA polymerase II; regulation of cell cycle.
CCAGAAAAAUCAGUUUUCUUCUCUGGAGGGUGAACAUUUAUAGCAUCGAUCUCACGGAUCUGGUAACAUGGCAAAAGAUGCCGGUCUAAUUGAAGCCAACGGGGAACUCAAGGUCUUCAUAGACCAGAACCUUAGUCCUGGAAAAGGCGUGGUGUCCUUGGUAGCUGUCCACCCCUCCACAGUGAACACGCUGGGGAAGCAGCUCUUGCCAAAAACAUUCGGACAGUCCAAUGUCAACAUUGCACAGCAAGUGGUAAUUGGUACGCCUCAGAGACCUGCAGCGCCCAACACUAUCGUGGUAGGAAGCCCACACACCCCUAACACUCACUUUGUCUCACAGAACCAGCCUUCAGACCCCUCACCUUGGUCUGCCGGGAAGCGCCACAGGAAAGGGGAGAAGAACGGGAAGGGCCUGAGGCACUUCUCCAUGAAGGUCUGCGAGAAGGUGCAGAGGAAGGGGACCACGUCCUACAACGAGGUGGCCGAUGAGCUGGUCGCAGAGUUCAGUGCUGCCGACAACCACAUCCUACCAAACGAGUCUGCUUACGACCAGAAGAACAUAAGACGGCGAGUCUAUGAUGCCUUAAACGUGCUGAUGGCCAUGAACAUCAUCUCUAAGGAGAAAAAGGAGAUCAAGUGGAUUGGUCUGCCCACCAACUCGGCUCAGGAAUGUCAGAAUUUAGAGGUGGAGAGGCAGAGGAGGCUGGAAAGGAUCAAGCAGAAACAGUCUCAGCUUCAGGAGCUCAUCCUGCAGCAAAUUGCCUUCAAGAAUCUGGUGCAGAGGAACCGCCAGGCGGAGCAGCAGGCCAGCCGGCCGCCGCCUCCCAACUCCGUCAUCCACCUGCCCUUCAUCAUCGUCAACACCAGCAAGAAGACUGUGAUCGAUUGCAGCAUUUCCAAUGACAAGUUCGAGUAUCUGUUCAACUUUGACAACACAUUUGAGAUCCAUGAUGACAUAGAGGUGCUGAAGCGCAUGGGGAUGGCCUGCGGGCUGGAGUCUGGAAGUUGCUCCGCCGAAGACCUGAAGAUGGCGAGGAGUUUGGUGCCGAAAGCGCUGGAACCCUACGUGACAGAGAUGGCUCAGGGAUCAGUUGGAGGAGUGUUCGUCACGUCAUCGGUUUCGACCUCGAAUGGCACAAGGCUUUCUGCCAGCGACCUGACCAAUGGUGCGGACGGCACGCUGGCCACGAGCUCCAGUGGGUCCCAGUACAGCGGCUCGCGGGUGGAGACCCCUGUGUCCUACGUCGGGGAGGACGAGGAGGAUGACGAUGACUUCAAUGAGAACGAGGAGGAGGACUGACGCCCGCCC